GAACAGCAAGCAGAAAAGGAAUAAACCAUUGCUGUCUUUCCAUGCAGUGCGCACCAACCACUAUACUUAUUAUUACAAAAGAAAGUUCAGGAAUGUAAAAAAUUAUCUUGAGGUCUAAGAUCUGUAGGUACCAACUACCAAAUCUAAAAUAGCAAUCAUAUAUGAACAUCUCUUGAACUGUAUAUAUACCAAACUUCUCCUUGUUUACUAAGCAUUGAAUGUCAGGUUAAUCUAAUUUAAAAACUAGCUAGGCAAGUGUGGACAGAAUCAGUUUGUUACCAAUAUGGAGGCUCUACUCAAAUCUUUGUUUAUGUUUGUUAUUGUGACGCUAAUGAUCCAGAAAAAUGCAAUGGCAGCUCAACACGUUGUUGGUGGAAGCCAAGGAUGGGAUGAAUCAACUGAUUUCAACUCAUGGGCUUCUGGUCAGACAUUCAAAGUUGGAGAUACACUAGUAUUUAGGUACAAUCCAGGCCUUCACAGCGUUGUAGAACUUGAGGGUGAAAGCGCAUACAAGAGUUGUGAUAUAAGCAGUACAGUGAACUCGCUGAGUGGUGGUAACGAUGUUGUUAAACUAAACAAGCCAGGGACAAGAUACUUUGCUUGUGGAACAGCAGGGCACUGUGACCAAGGAAUGAAGCUUAAGAUCACAACUGUUACUGGAAGUGCACCUUCUAAUCAGGCUGCUUCUUCCACGCCUAGCUCCUCUUCUGCGGUUUCUCUUGGUUUUUCUUCCGCGUUCUUCACUUUCAUUGCUGCAAUUUUGACUGUACUAAUGUCUCUAGUAUUCCUGUUAUAAGACACAGUUUUGCUUUAUUGAUUCAAAUGUUUUGCACUUGAUGAGGCGGAGUGUAGCUGGUAUUUAUAUGGAGUGGAGCACAAUGUUAAUUUUGUUAAUAAGUUGUUCAUGUGAUGUAUUGUGAUUCUUUUACUUCAAAUUUUAUGAAGAGUUUGAAUAGUGAUAGCCAUUUGUUUCUUGAUGUAGUCUUACAAUCUAAAGUUUAAAUCUUGAGUUGUAUCAAAUGUAUUGCAUUUAACAUAAAUGACUAUUGAUAGCUGUUACAAAUCA
Messenger RNA from Capsicum annuum, 1066 nucleotides. Its product is annotated as mavicyanin. The record is from RefSeq and is a predicted model, not a curated record. Gene Ontology annotation, cellular component: plasma membrane. Gene Ontology annotation, molecular function: electron transfer activity. Lineage: Eukaryota; Viridiplantae; Streptophyta; Magnoliopsida; Solanales; Solanaceae. Bases 284 to 796 code for a protein of 170 amino acids. The transcript is spliced from 2 exons.